UUUACACUUUGUCCUGGGUUCAUAAGAUCACUAUAAACAGUAGUUGAAGACCUUGUGUAACAUGGUUAAGAGUCAAUUAUACUGUAACAGAUUUGUUCAGUCUUUUCCCUUGGAUCUUAAGUUCUAGUACUUCCUCGUGCACACCUUAUUUCCAUAUGUUAUUGCGCUAUGUUCUCAACAUUCAGUUUUUCUCAAUACUGUUGACACUACUAUUUGUUAGACUCCUUUGCUAUUUAAUAAUUUUAUAUCGCGGUUCCGAAUUGACAUAGCAACUAGAGUUAAAGCAACUGGCUUUAACGUCAGUGCAACUUUUGUUGUUAUUUUGAAAUAUAUAUAAUUUUUAAAGCGAUUUAUUGUCGGGUAUAUUUUCUAAUCAUUCAAAAUAGCGUGAAAUGUUGUACUUUUUUCCAAGCUCUAUUGCAUUAUCUCUAUCAGUCUGACUUGGCUCAAAAAUUUAAAUUGAUUGAUUUAAACAUGAGAUAGAUAAUUUCUGUUGGUAGUUUUCCACAAACUAUUAUCAGUUAAAUUAUGUCAAAAUACUAAGGAAUAGGGUAAAACUAAUUUCUCCUUAAAGGUGUUCAGUAUAAUGGUUCUCUGUUAAACUAAUCUUGUCGGAAGUGUAAUCCAUUGUAUUCUGAAUUGAAUUUAGUCAAGCACGAUGUUAUUUAAUGACAAUUCCCGUCAAUUUCAUAUCCUUUACAUAUACUCUAUGUGAUUAUUCAGGUGAUUUUAGAAUUUAAUCAUAAGUUUAAACUUCUAAACUGGCCAGCUCAAAAUAACCUACUUAUGAUUUAUAUUAUCGACGAAUUGGAAUAUAUUUACGUCAACAUUGACUGAUAAUCAUUCAGAAAACAAUUUUAAUACUCUACACUCGAAUAAACAAACAAUGUUGGCAGCGAAAGAAGCUGAAAGACAAUUAGACGAUCUGUUAUAUUCUUUAAAACAAUUCAAGGCUAAUGCUUUUUUUAAUGGGAUCGCCAAUGAGCAUCAGAUUUUAUCUUUUUCCAUAAAAGUCAUCGAAGCCAAUAAUAAAUUUGUGAUCAAACCAAUGAAAUUAACAAAACCUAUCAUUCACAAGUGUAUUAUCCAAAGUUCUAAAGUUUUUACACGGACAAUAUUAUAUUAAACGAUAUGAAAACAUUCAGUAUGCAUUCAUAACAAUGAUUACUUGAAAUAAAACCACGUUACUUUUACAUCACUUCACAAAGAUAAUUGAUACUUGUACUUUGAACAGAAUUAUACUUCGUGAAUAUAACUGGUAAAAUGAAAAAAAUCUUUACGUAGAUAUUUGUUUUUGCUUUUUGUUUGGCCUAUAGAUCAAUAAUCAUCAAAGCGAUUCUGGUGCUGAACUACUGAAUAGUAUGAGUAGUUCAUUCAUUGAUAAUUCAGUAUCGGAUAUUCAUCAAACAAAUUCACAAACACCUUCACAUAAGUCUUCUACAACAUCAAAUCAUAAAUUUGGUAUUAAUAUUAGCACUAACAGUAUCAAUAAUAACAGUAUGACAGUAGAUAUUAACAGAAGUUAUAAUUAUGAUCAGCAUCAUGAUAAUAAAAUUAAUCAAAAUACUGAUAAUUUGAACAUUACUGCACGAUUACAAAGGCAUAAUGCUAAACGUGUAAUACCACCGAAAUACGAUCAGAUCAACAAUGUUUCAUCUACAGAACAAGGUCCAACUCAACUAUUAAAUUCAAUGCUUAAUGAUUUAUCGUCUGAACUAUCUCAGCAUGGUGCAAAAACUAAUCCUCGUGGACAGUGUUAUGCUUGUAAAAAGCCUAUAAAUGGAACGUUAAUAACAGCUAUUGGUAAAGAAUGGCAUCCGGAACAUUUCACUUGUGCUAGUUGUCGUGUUGGCUUAGUUCGUCAAGAUUUCUAUGAACGUGAUGAUCAAGCUUAUUGUACUCAAUGUCAUCUACAAAUGUUCUCACCUAGAUGUGGUUAUUGUGGAGAGGCAGUUGUCGAGAAAUGUGUUUUGGCUUUGGCACGUGCAUGGCAUCCUGAGCACUUUUUUUGCUACGAAUGUCAUUCCACUUUUAAUGGAUCGUUAACAGUACAUGAACAAAAUGGCAAAUUUUACUGCUCUAACUGCUAUUUCACACGAUUUGGAACUCCAUGCUCUGGCUGUCAACAACCUAUUACAGAUGCAUACAUAACUGCGUUGGAUAUGCCUUGGCACAAAGAUUGUUUUACUUGUCAUGAUUGUAAUAGAAUACUCACUGGAUCAAGUUUUCAUGAAAUUGAAGGAUAUCCUUACUGUGAUUCUCAUUAUUACUCAAGACGUGGAUUAUUAUGCUCUGCAUGUUCAUUACCAAUUACUGGAAGGUGUGUAAACGCACUUGGUAAACGUUAUCAUCCAGAGCACUUUUUAUGUGCUUAUUGUUUACAUCCAUUACAAACCGGUACAUUUAAAGAACAUUCAAGUAAACCAUACUGUCAUCAGUGCUUUACCCAACUGUUUGGUUAGUAUGGUGCACAAAUAUCUACAUUUAUAUAUACAUACAUAUUACUGUUUUUUUCUUCUUGUUUAAGUUUCCGAUAUUGAAGGUUGAACAGUUAUGUUUAUUACCUUUAAACUAUCAAAAUAGUAUGACAAACAGUAAAUGUUAAAUUAUUUUUAAGUACUAUUCAGCUUAUGUUUCAAAGUAUUGUACAUACUGUUUGUAUCUUGUUUUUUUAGUUAUUCUUACAUCUCAUAACGUGUUUCUUGCUUAGACUCAACAACUUACACGAAGAUUUAUCAAGCACACUGUGUUAGUCAAUAUUAUACUUUUGAAACUACAUAGCAUCUAAAUGUGUGUUUCAUAUAUGUUCUCAUCGCCAAAACACUAUUUGAUGUAAAAAUGAUGUGUACAUGCAUCAAUGCAAAGCAUAUAAGGGAUAUAGCUGAUUCCAAAUUAAUUUGUUAUGUUUGGUUCUUGGAUAGCUGCGGUUAUGUCGGAGCUCUGAAUGUAUUAAAUUUAUGCAGAAAGCUCAGAUAAAUAUUGGUAUAUUUCCUCUUACGUUUACGGGUUCAACUUAUGAAGAUGUUAUUUACCUUUGGCCAAGUUGAAGCUUUUCUGGAGCGUCAAGAAAAACGUUGCGAACAGUUCCAAAUUCGAAUUCUAGAAACUCUAACGCAUCAAAUGAACCUAAAUUAAAAGAUGACCCAUUCAAAUCCCAUGCCAACUGCUCAAGUCAUACGCGGUAUAUUAAGAAUCUAAGCUCUUGAUAUAACACCUUUCAUCAGGCUGUUUGUGCGGUAUUAGCACUAAACCCAAACAGAUGAAUUCGCAGUUACUUUUGGUCGUCUAGGUUAGGUUUCAUUCACGUGAUCAUUUGUUUCAUAUCAGCGUUCAUCACUCAUUGUUAUUGAGUAUAUACCCUGGGAGGAAUUCAAAAUAUUUAGCUGGUUGAUAACUGUAUCGUUAUUUUGGCUGGAUUUCGGAUAUAUUUGUUUUACUUGAACUCCGAACUUGCUUGUUUAUAACUGAAAUCCUGGAUAUUUUCAAUCCUCUACUGUUUUCAUUUGCUAUUUUGAAAAUUUUGCCUUGAAAGGCUUGUUCGUAAAUUAUUAUUAGAAUAAUAUUUCUUUGGUGACUACUUGUAAUUUACGUAAAAAUGUUGGUAUCUGUAUAAAAUCUGUUCUCUGUUGUUUGGGUUGUAGUUUACACGUUUAUCAAUGGACAAUUCCUAAAAAUGAACCAGUGCAGAAUUUCGACAUUCUAUUUUCCGAUUCUCAUAUUGAUGUCUGAAGUGGUUCAGUGUUAGGAUCAGUUAUGCACCUCAUGAUCACAAAGAACAUAGUAUAGUAUCAUUUUUGCGGAAUUUUCCGGCUGCUAAGAUUGUGAAAGUAUAAAAUGGAUAUUUUCGAAGACGUACUAGAACUUCUGGAAGAUGUUAUCAGAUUGUAGCUUGACAUAUGAUUAUAAGCUGCCUUUAAAAUCUUAAUAGCUUAAGGCGGACAUUUCGUAACACAAGACAAACUGCACAUGCAGUUUGAGAAUUACUAGAUGUGAAAUAUACGAUGGUUUCAGGCCUUUGUGACUUUAAAUCCAAUCUUAAUUGUGAAAACAUUUCACGAGCACAUCACACGCCACAAUAUUUAAAUUCCAAGUUGACCAGUACGAAAAAAGAUAUUUCCAGAGUUUUAUUCAGCUCUAGCUCCAGAGAAUAUAAUUACUUGGAAAACUAUCCAAAGCGAAAUCCGUUCUUGGACUCAGGUAUUUACAUUUUAUCUCAAUCUUUUUGAUCUGGAGUGAUUUUCUCUUGACAUUACAUUAUUUAAAGUUUCUCAGCCUGAUUUACUUUAAACUGAAUGAAACGUUGUUGCCGUUACUAUGCCAAAUAAAUUGAGAAUCUCUUAACUGUUUUUUUUUAAUAAUUUUUUGACAAUCUAUAAAAUGAACUUUGCGUUUAUACUUUCCUUAUUCUUCCGUUUGAACAUGUUAAACAUGUAUGGUUGACACUCAGUUUCUCGUUUUUCUCUGGCUUCGCUGCAAUGAACGGUUGAGACUGCUUAUUUAAAAUAGUAUUUUCUUUCGUCUGUUGGUCAUCGAAAAAAGCACAUUUUAUUCUAUCUAUCGAUUGAGUUUCUCUCUUGUCCCUUUUGUCAAUGAUGAAG
Schistosoma bovis is the source of this 4598-nucleotide messenger RNA. The record is from the annotation of a GenBank genome assembly. Lineage: Eukaryota; Metazoa; Platyhelminthes; Trematoda; Strigeidida; Schistosomatidae.